Molecule: messenger RNA, 1279 nt
Organism: Orycteropus afer afer
Lineage: Eukaryota; Metazoa; Chordata; Mammalia; Tubulidentata; Orycteropodidae
Gene: SERPINH1
Product: serpin family H member 1
Biological process (GO): negative regulation of endopeptidase activity; collagen fibril organization
Cellular component (GO): endoplasmic reticulum
Molecular function (GO): collagen binding; serine-type endopeptidase inhibitor activity
Source: RefSeq, a predicted model, not a curated record
CACAACCCACCUCCCAGCCAUGCGCUGCCUCCUGCUCUUCAGUGCCUUCUGUCUCCUGGCUCUGGCCCUGGCCGCUGAGGUGAAGAAGCCUAUGGCAGCGGCAGCAGCUCCUGGCAUCGCGGAAAAGCUGAGCCCUAAGGCGACCACGCUGGCUGAGCGGAGUUCCAGCCUGGCCUUCAGCCUAUACCAGGCUAUGGCCAAGGACCAGGCGGUGGAGAAUAUCUUGCUGUCACCUGUGGUGGUGGCCUCAUCGUUGGGGCUUGUGUCAUUGGGUGGCAAGGCGGCCACGGCAUCACAGGCCAAGGCGGUGCUGAGCGCAGAGCAGCUGCGUGAUGAGGAGGUGCAUGCAGGCCUGGGAGAGCUGCUGCGCUCACUCAGCAACAGCACUGCACGCAACGUGACCUGGAAGCUGGGCAGCCGGCUGUAUGGGCCCAGCUCAGUGAGCUUUGCUGAUGACUUCGUGCGCAGCAGCAAGCAGCACUACAACUGCGAGCACUCCAAGAUCAACUUCCGCGACAAGCGCAGUGCCCUGCAGUCCAUCAAUGAGUGGGGUGCACAGACCACCGAUGGCAAGCUGCCCGAGAUCACCAAGGACGUGGAGCGCACGGAUGGUGCUCUGCUGGUCAACGCCAUGUUCUUUAAGCCACACUGGGAUGAGAAAUUCCACCACAAGAUGGUAGACAACCGUGGCUUCAUGGUGACCCGUUCCUAUACUGUGGGUGUCACGAUGAUGCACCGUACUGGCCUCUACAACUACUAUGAUGAUGAGAAAGAGAAGCUGCAAAUUGUGGAGAUGCCUCUGGCCCACAAGCUCUCCAGCCUUAUCAUCCUCAUGCCUCACCAUGUGGAGCCCCUUGAACGCCUUGAAAAGCUGCUGACCAAGGAGCAGCUGAAGAUCUGGAUGGGGAAGAUGCAGAAGAAGGCUGUGGCCAUCUCCUUGCCCAAGGGUGUGGUGGAGGUGACCCACGACCUGCAGAAACACCUGGCUGGGCUGGGCCUGACUGAAGCCAUCGACAAGAAUAAGGCAGACCUGUCACGUAUGUCGGGCAAGAAGGACCUGUACCUGGCCAGUGUGUUCCAUGCCACUGCCUUUGAGUGGGACACAGAGGGCAACCCCUUCGACCAGGACAUGUACGGCCGUGAGGAGCUGCGCAGCCCCAAGCUGUUCUAUGCUGACCACCCCUUCGUCUUCCUGGUGCGAGACACCCAGAGUGGCUCCUUGCUGUUCAUUGGGCGCCUGGUCCGGCCCAAGGGUGACAAGAUGCGUGAUGAGUUGUAG